Molecule: messenger RNA, 1511 nt
Organism: Hevea brasiliensis (rubber tree)
Lineage: Eukaryota; Viridiplantae; Streptophyta; Magnoliopsida; Malpighiales; Euphorbiaceae
Product: probable serine/threonine-protein kinase PIX13
Exons: 6
Coding region: 220-1425 (401 amino acids)
Biological process (GO): protein phosphorylation
Molecular function (GO): ATP binding; protein kinase activity
Source: RefSeq, a predicted model, not a curated record
UAGUUCUUGUUCUUUUCCUGUCACGCUGUCUUUGACUUUGAAUUAGAUAUGCAGCCAUGGAUUUCAUUAUGGGUGGAAAACGUUAAUGUGAAAGACAAUUUUACUGUUGAGAAAAGGAAGCGUAUCAAAACUUCCUUUCUCUCUAUUACAGAAUUUUGUGGCCAUCGCCGGCUUUGCAGAGGCUCCUCAACGAUAAGGAAGCGUGUAUAAUCGUAGCUGAUGGGGAAUUGCUGGUGCCGUCCAGCUCAUAAGCCAACCCCAGAUCAUCCAACCAACAUCCAUCAUGUCACUGCAAGUAAUACAGCUCCUGCAGAUGAAAAUGUCUAUGACAGCAAUGGAUACUCUGCAACAAGCACCAACCUGACAACAUGGAUAUCUCAAUCAAGCGGCAGCUUCACAACUAUUUGGGGGAACAAUGCUACAGAGCAAAUUGAGGCCUUCACAAAUGGACCAAUCAUUGCGUACUCGAACUUGAGAGCUUUUACUUAUGCACAACUGAAGGCUGCAACACAUAAUUUUAGACCUGAUAUGGUGGUGGGAAAAGGAGGUUUUGGUGUUGUUUAUAAGGGUUGGCUUAAGGAAAAGGUGAUGCCAAGGGGAAUAAGGAAGACAGCUAUGGCUAUCAAGAAACUGAAUCCUGAGAGCGGUCAAGGAGCUCAAGAAUGGAAGGCAGAGGUCAAUUUGUUGGGAAGCUUAUCUCAUCCGAACCUUGUACAACUAUUGGGAUACUGCCAUGAAGAUGGGAAGUUCAUUCUUAUCUAUGAGUUCAUGAAAAAGGGAAGCCUAAAUCGCUAUCUAUUUGGAAAGCGCUCAGUUCAGCGACUUCCAUGGGACACAAGGCUGAAGGUUGCCAUAGGAACAGCUCGAGGGCUGGAUUACUUGCACUCAUUGGAGAAGCCAAUAAUUUAUAGAGAUUUCAAGUCUUCCAACAUACUGCUUGAUGAGUUCUAUGAUGCAAAGAUCGCAGACUUUGGAUUAGCAUUUUUUGGUCCUUUGACUGAUAAUUCACAUGUCAGUACUCUUGUCAUGGGCACACUUGGUUAUGCUGAUCCAGAGUACGUUUCAACAGGUCAUUUGUUUGUAAAGAGUGAUGUAUACAGUUUUGGCGUUGUUUUGGUUGAGAUGCUGACAGGCUUACGGGCAUUUGAUAGAAAGCGUCCAUCUGGGCAACGAGUGCUAGUUGAUUGGGUUAAACCACAUCUGACCAAGAGGAAAGGUUUGAAAAAUAUAAUGGACUCUCGGUUGGAGGGAAAAUAUCCUUCCAAAGAGGCCAAACAAAUAGCUUAUCUUGCAGUUAAAUGUCUUCGGCCUGAACCCCUUCUUCGACCAUCAAUGAAAGAAGUAGUAGAGACACUCGAACAGAUUGAAGCUGUCAGUCUUAGAACAGGGGACCAUAAUAUUCAUUCAACUGAACAACAUAACUAGUAGAUUUAUAGUACUUUGCAGAUUUAAGUUUAUGGUUUUACAAUGUUGUGUUGUAAAAUUAGUUCUUAAAUUGGUGUGUUUUUCUA